Messenger RNA from Chilo suppressalis (striped riceborer), 660 nucleotides. The record is from the annotation of a GenBank genome assembly. Lineage: Eukaryota; Metazoa; Arthropoda; Insecta; Lepidoptera; Crambidae.
AUGCCUAUAUUAUUUAGUGUUGUUGCUCGUGGUACUGUUGUGCUGGCGAAAUAUGCUACUUGUGCUGGAAACUUUACAGAAGUAACGGAGCAAAUAUUGUCCAAAAUACCACCACACGAUGAUAAAUUGACAUACUCUCAUGGAAAUUAUCUGUUCCAUUACAUUGCGGAAAAUAAGUUAAUUUAUUUUUGUAUUACUGAUGAUAAAUUCCAACGAUCUAGAGCCUUCCUUUUUUUAAAUGAAAUCAAAAGAAGAUUUAUAGCAGUAUUCGGUGAUACAGCACAAACAGCCAUCCCUUACGCUAUGAACAGUGAAUUUGCUCGUGUUCUUGCUACAGAAAUGAAGCACUACAGUGAAUCACGAGAUCUUGAUACCAUAUCAAGGGUGCAUGGAGAAUUGGAUGAGCUUAAAAACAUAAUGGUAAAAAAUAUUGACAGCAUGACAAUGCGUGGCGAAAAAUUAGAAUUGAUAAUGAACAAAGCUGAGAACUUAGCUACUACGUCGGUUACAUUCAGAUCAACAUCGAGAACAUUGCAGCGCUCAUUGUUCUGGAAAAAUAUUAAAAUGUAUGUGAUCUUGAUAGUAGCAGCCGGGGUGGCGGUUUAUCUGAUCGGAGCCAUGGCUUGCGGCGGUCUCGCCUGGAAGUCGUGUGUAGGAUAA